AUGUUUUCUUGCCUACAACUAAUCAAUGCCGUUUAUCAGGACUUCCAAUCCGCACAUACUUUACUAUCAUACUUAGUUUCGGAAAUUAAACAACUAGCAAAAAUUGAAGCUAAAGCAGUACGCGCUGUUCGUAUCGCUUUCGUCAUCCUAGCUUGUUUAUUGUACUUGUUGAUAGAGUGCAAUAUUAGUAAUAGCCUAACGUUGACAGCAUUUACACAUUUGUUGAUAUUCGACUUAUUGUCGGUUAUUGUCGCACUAAUAAGCUUUUGGACUAACAGAAAAAAAGCCUCCAUUGAAUCCUAUAGCUUGGGGUAUGAAAGAUUUGAAGUAGUUGCUGUUUUUGCUUCCACUAUCCUGGCUAUUCUCUUAUCGUUUUUUGAAAUAAAAGAGGCUGUCGAACGGAUAUUUGAACCUGCAGAGAUCUCUUCUAAUCAUAUGCUUACGCCUUGUUUAAUAGCAUUUGGUGUUCAUCUUCUUUCCGUUUAUGGAAUUGAUAAUAUGGCUUUUGCACAUGUUAUCCAAGCUUGUGGAUCAAGUUGGUUACAAGAGCAUACAACUGAUAUAAGCCGGACAAUCUGUCGAAUUAUUCCCGGGUUAUCACGUGCUCUUUUGCCACGAGUUAACCCAAUCUCACUGAUUGGUGUAAGUACAACUACAACUGUCUGUAUUGUUUACCUCAUCUUAAUCAAUAUGUCAAAAAAGUCACAACAUAUCAACUUUCCAGACCCUUUGCCUGAUACUUUGGGCGGAAUAAUAAUUUCCCUUAUGUUAUUUGGAACAAUGAUGCCUAUGAUGUUGUACAGUGGCCGGAUACUACUUCAAACAACACCCGCUCAUUUGGUUAGCCCCUUAGAUAAAGCGCUUCGAGAAGCCUCUACAGUUGAUGGUGUUCUUGAGCUGCAAAAUGAGCACAUAUGGUCGAUUGGAUACAAGGACCUUGCAGGAAGUUUGUAUGUUCGUGUCCGCCGGGAUGCUAAUGAGCAGUUGGUUCUAGCACACGUAACCAACCGUCUUUCCAGUUUAGUGAAAUAUUUAACAAUACAGGUUUAUAAAGAUGACUGGACGCGAGCAACAAACUCGUUUAUUAUGAAUUGGUCACCCGCAAACAACGCACUGUAUAACCAGAACAUUCCUGGUACACAAGUUAGACCUGAUCUAAAGCAUAAUUUACCGUCAUCUUUACCUGCAUCAGCCUCACAUCACAAAACGCAGGAAGACAGUUAUCAGGAACCUCAAGUUAAUCCCAAUCAUUAUAUCUAUGCGUAA
Molecule: messenger RNA, 1266 nt
Organism: Schistosoma spindalis
Lineage: Eukaryota; Metazoa; Platyhelminthes; Trematoda; Strigeidida; Schistosomatidae
Source: the annotation of a GenBank genome assembly